This is a messenger RNA of Pisolithus orientalis, 1143 nucleotides long. Its product is annotated as DnaJ-domain-containing protein. The transcript is spliced from 8 exons. The coding region runs from base 1 to 939 and encodes 312 amino acids. Lineage: Eukaryota; Fungi; Basidiomycota; Agaricomycetes; Boletales; Pisolithaceae. Gene Ontology annotation, cellular component: endomembrane system. The record is from RefSeq and is a predicted model, not a curated record.
AUGCGGUUCGUUCUGGUCGGUGUCCUCCUUGCUGCCCUGGCCACGGCAGUUUUUGGCGAAGACUAUGAAAUUUUCGACCUUGUCAGCGACUUGGAGGCGUCUGAAGGCAAGGGGACAACAUUUUACUCUUGGCUAGAGGUGUCUCCAACCGCGCCCCUUGCCCAAGUCAACAAGGCAUACCGUAAAAAGAGCAUAGAACUACAUCCGGACAAAAAUCCCGGUGUCAGAGGUGUACACGAACGAUUUGCAAGGCUCGGUGUUAUCGUGAAUAUAUUGCGGAGUCCGGAAGGUCGAGCGCGCUAUGAUUUCUUCUGCAAGAAUGGCGUGCCCAAGUGGAGAGGAACCGGCUACUAUUAUACGAGGUUUAGACCAGGACUCGGCACUGUGUUAAUUUUCUUGACGUUGUUAACGACUGGACUGCAGUAUCUGGUACAGAUGGUGAACUACUCCCGGGAUCUAAACCGCAUUCGUCAAACGAUCUGUGAUGCCAAACUUAGUGCGUGGGGUCCAAAGAUGGUGCAAUCAGGGGGGAAGCGAAAGGUCAAGGUCAACCUCGGAGGCGGGCCGCGGAUGGAUGAGGAUGGGAGGACGGUGCCUGGCAAAGUGAUUGACGUGAUUGUUGAUGGUGACGCCGUCUAUAUCGAUUGUUCAGGGGAGCUCCACGAAUUAAAUGAGAAGACAGCUACACCGCCUGCCUUUGCGAGAACGUGGUUUCCUACAUUGCUACGAAGAGUGUUUCGGUUGGCCAUAGAAGGCAAGAGCGAGCCCGCGCGAAUAGAAGGCGAAGGCGAUGAACAAGGGGAGGGUAGCGACUACGGAGCGAAUCCUGCAGGUGGAACAACUGCUCCAAAUGGGACCAGUGAAGCUGGGGCCCAAAAAAGGGGAAUGCGGGCUGCUGCCGUGAAAGCUGGGAGCAGAAGGAAAGCGGCGAGAAAAUAGUCUAUCCACCCUUUGUGGUGCGGGGAAUUAGAGUUGUCCAUAACGACGUUUUUACAUAAGCCAAUUCUGGCGCAAUAAGUUCCAGUCAAUCUCAUCCCAUUCACUGCAACGGAAUCUUGGCAAACGGAAGGAAACCUUUGCCCGUGUGGCGUUAUGGGUGUUGUGGCUGACGGGCACUGUUUACUUUUGAUUGUUCCUGAGCUA